Molecule: messenger RNA, 2664 nt
Organism: Ascochyta rabiei
Lineage: Eukaryota; Fungi; Ascomycota; Dothideomycetes; Pleosporales; Didymellaceae
Product: DNA helicase
Exons: 2
Coding region: 1-2664 (887 amino acids)
Biological process (GO): DNA repair; telomere maintenance
Molecular function (GO): DNA helicase activity; ATP hydrolysis activity
Source: RefSeq, a predicted model, not a curated record
AUGCACACCCUCGACACACUGACUCUGCUGCUUUCCUUUCUCGUCGCCUCUUUCCUUUGCUGUAUGCUUUUCGCCUUUGCGAAAUUGGGUGCGUCGCUACGAUUGUUCUCUGCGAAGGGGCCGCAGCUUCCACUCCUGCGUGCGCACCUCGCUCCAACACGCCUCUUGACCUCGCCCCGGCGGCCACAACAAGCUGUCCCCACGCCUCGCCAUCACCACGGCUACCUCGCCGCCCGGCCCCACACCAUAUCGAACAUGUUCAAGCAAGCGAUACAGAAACACGAUGUCGUCGUCGCCGCCGCCGCCGCCACUCCAGCGUCCUCGAACCCUGCCUACAAGCAGCCGUCGCUCGCCAACGCAUUGAGUCGCACGGGGUCUACACAGCGGCCAGGAACACGCCCGUCCGCGUUUGGUAUGGACAACAUGGCGAGAAAGAACGCCGCAGGGGCACACCGAUCUCCACCUCGGCUACCGCAUGGGACGAAACGGACGUCGAGCGGCUUAGCCAAAUCCCGGAGCUCUCAUGAGGACGUCUUUGAAUACCCUGCACUCAACAUCUCGGAGAUGGAGAAGGAGAAUGAUUUCCCUGCCUACCAUACCUCUUCACGGAGCAACACGGGCGGGCUAGCCACAGCACUGUUCGACGAGGACGAUUUUGACAGCGACAUUGACCUCGAUGUUGAGGACCCUGCGACAAAAGGCACCGUUACCUAUCCAAAGCUGCCUCCUGCAUCGCCAACAGCUACCAAGGACUCUGGAUACUCGUCACGACUGCAGUCGAUGCAACCCAAGAUCGAGCUGGAUAGCAGCCAGCCCAUCCCAUGGUCAUCUUCCCCAGCCGAACACUUCAAGACGCCGCCCAAACCGCAACCGCCGAAGACCAAACGACGCACCUUGCCCUGGUCCCAGCCGUCCCAGCCUAAGCAGCAGCUGACGCCUGAGCCCGAGGAGGACAUUUUGGCGAACAAGAAGCGGAAAUCGGCAGCUGUUACAACCAGCAGCACCUUCACACCCUUGCCCAAAGACUCAUCGAGGUCGCAGUAUCCAUGGAACACCACAGCUAGUGCGCUCAAGCUGCAACAGAAGAGUCUGAGGGAACAGCACAAGGCCAAGGUCGCUGAGAGCAUCGAUGACACGGAGAAUGUCAAGAAGAAGAAGAACGUCAUCGCCAAGAUGUUCCUGAGUGACGAGCAGAAGAACGUACUGGACCUCGUCAUCCAGCACAAGAAGAGUGUCUUCUUCACAGGUUCUGCUGGUACUGGUAAAUCCGUGCUGCUGCGCGAAAUCAUAUCAGGCCUGCGGAAGAAAUUCAUCCGUGAGCCCGAUCGAGUCGCCGUCACAGCAUCUACAGGAUUGGCGGCGUGCAAUAUCGGCGGUGUCACCAUACACAGCUUCGCAGGUAUCGGUCUAGGUAAGGAGCCUGCAGAAGAUCUGGUCAAGAAGAUCCGACGCAACGCCAAAGCCAAGCAGCGAUGGCUGCGCACCAAAGUCCUGAUCAUGGACGAAGUCUCAAUGGUCGACGGCGACCUCUUCGACAAGCUGGAGCAAAUUGCGCGUACCAUCCGAAACAACGGCCGGCCGUUCGGUGGGAUCCAACUGGUCAUCACCGGCGACUUCUUCCAACUGCCACCGGUGCCAGAAUUUGGAAAGCAGUCAAAGUUUGCGUUUGAUGCUGGGACGUGGAACACAUCCAUCGAGCACACGAUCGGACUGCACCAUGUCUUUCGUCAGAAAGACCCCGUGUUUGCAGGCAUGCUGAACGAAAUGCGCGAGGGGCGCAUGUCGAACGAGUCCAUUGCGAACUUCAGAAAGCUAGACCGACCGUUACCAGCCUCGGAAGGCAACAUCGAAGCCACGGAACUGUUUCCUACCCGGAUGGAAGUGGACCGCGCCAACACCCUUCGCAUGCAGCAGCUGCACGGCGACACGUUCAGCUUCGAAGCGCGCGACGGCGGUACCAUAACGAACAAGGAGCAGCGCGACCGACUGCUGCAGAACUGCAUGGUGCCUGAAGUGGUGCAUCUGAAGAAGGGCGCACAAGUUAUGCUGGUCAAGAACAUGGACGACACUCUCGUGAACGGCUCUCUCGGCAAGGUCAUCGGCUUUAUGACCGAGCAGCAGUUCACGUUCUGGAAGGAGAACGAGGAGGACAUGCUCGAGGGCAACAUCUCAGAAGCGCAAAUGAAGAAUGAGAUGGCGAAGACGAUGCUGGGCCUCAACACCGCGCAGGUCUUCCCUCUGAUCCGCUUCGCCAUCGCCGACGGCACGACGCGUGACCUCCUCUGCAAACGCGAAGACUGGAAGGUCGAGCUACCGAACGGCGAAGUACAAGCCAGCCGAAGCCAGAUCCCGCUCAUCCUCGCCUGGGCGCUUUCUAUUCACAAGGCGCAAGGCCAGACACUGGAGCGAGUACGCGUCGAUCUGGGCCGCGUGUUUGAGAAGGGCCAAGCGUACGUAGCCCUCUCGCGUGCCACGAGCAUGGCCGGUCUGCAGAUCCUGCGCUUCGACCCGAGGAAAAUCAUGGCGCACGACAAGGUCAGGUCUUUCUACUCGAGUCUGUCGCGCGCGGAGCAGGUCGAGGCCAAGACCAAGAGCACGACGAUCCUGGGCAAGAUGCAGGCUGCGAAUGACAAACACAAGAACAAGACUGUCGGUGAAGAGUGA